Messenger RNA from Anarrhichthys ocellatus (wolf-eel), 859 nucleotides. Its product is annotated as NF-X1-type zinc finger protein NFXL1-like. Gene Ontology annotation, cellular component: nucleus. The record is from RefSeq and is a predicted model, not a curated record. Lineage: Eukaryota; Metazoa; Chordata; Actinopteri; Perciformes; Anarhichadidae. Bases 57 to 602 code for a protein of 181 amino acids. The transcript has 5 exons. Gene Ontology annotation, molecular function: zinc ion binding; DNA-binding transcription factor activity, RNA polymerase II-specific; RNA polymerase II transcription regulatory region sequence-specific DNA binding. Gene Ontology annotation, biological process: regulation of DNA-templated transcription.
UGUCUGUCCAUCAGGAGGUGGAGAAGGAGUGCAGGUGUGGUAAAUACAGGAAGUUGAUGCCGUGUCAUAAAGAAUACCUGUGUGACUCCAAAUGUCCAAAAACCAGAAGUUGCCAGAGACACCAGUGCAGGAGGAAGUGCUGCCCUGGUAACUGUCCCCCAUGUGACCAGAGCUGUGGUCGAACUCUGGGGUGUCGCAACCACAAGUGUCCCUCUGGCUGUCACCAAGGUAGCUGCUAUCCAUGUCCAGAGUCGGUGGAGGUCCGAUGUUCUUGCGGUUCCACUGUCUUGUCCGUCCCUUGUGGACGAGAACGGAGCACCAGACCGCCUCGCUGCAAAGAGACCUGCAGGCGUCCUCCUUCCUGCCACCACCCGACCAGAGAGACCCACCGGUGCCAUCCCGGGCCCUGCCCCCCCUGCAGGCUGCCCUGCCUGCUGCCGCUGCCGCGCUGCAGCCACACUUGCCCGCCGCCCUGCCACGACCAGGUGCUGGUCAAGUCCCAGCAGGUGCAGUUAGCCGGUCCGUGGGAGCAGCCGUCUGAACCAGCGUUUGUGCAGAAAGCUCUGCCCUGUCCACCGUGUCAAGUACCCAUACCAACGUAGGUCAACACACACACACACACACACACAGACAGACACACAAACACACACACGCACGGAAACACUCACACACUCUCAAAAUUGUUUCUAAGACGCUGCUGUGUGGACGGAGAUUGUUUUAGUUUAUUGUUCUUUGUUUGACGCCCCCCCCAACCACAAGCAAAUCCCAGGGUGCUUUUCUCCUGUCAUGGAUCAUUGCACUGGAGAUUUAAAAAUAUACUGUGUUAUGUAGUGUGUGUGUGUGUGUGUGUGUGUGUGUG